AACUUUUUCAAGAAAAAUGGAUUCAGACCCACAGAAAAGAUGCAUCCAGACCCAUUACCACGCAGCUGCAAACAGCCAUGGUUGUUUUCUUUUCGAGCUUCUGAGAGACUCUUGUCCGACUGAACGGGAGCCUCUGUUAUGUGUUUUUUUUUAUGGUGUCGACGAAGGAAGUUAGUAGGAAGCUGUUGGGUCUUAGCCGUUUCUUGCGGCCAUGGUGAAGAUGGGAAGCGUGGGUUUCUGGGCUCUGGCGAUGUUGGGGAUGGUGGGUUUCGUCAGUGGGGAGGUCUACAUUGUGAUUGUUGAAGGAGAUCCCGUGGUCACAUACAGGGGAGGACUCGAACGCUAUCCUGCAACUGCUGUUGACUCCCCAGAAGACUUCGACAUCACCAGCGAACAUGUAAGAUCCUACUCCUUUCUCCUUGACAAAAAUCAUAAUGCGAUUCUUGCCUCCGUAUUCGAGCCUGGAACAUACAAGAAGCUAUACAGCUACCACCAUCUUAUUAAUGGGUUUGCAAUCAGCAUGUCCCCUGAACAGGCCAAUGUUCUUAGAAAAACUCCUGCAGUUCUUUACGUGGAGGAGGACUCAAAGGUGACGAGAUUGACAACCCACACACCAGAAUUCUUGGGUCUUCCUACGGCGGUGUGGCCAACAGGAGGUGGCACCGAGAGAGCUGGAGAAAACAUAGUAAUUGGUUUCAUCGAUUCUGGAAUCUAUCCUCAACACCCCAGUUUCGCUGCUUUUCUCUCUGAUCCAUAUGAACCAGUUGGUACCUACAGAGGAAAAUGUGAAGUUGAUCCAGACACUAAGAGGAGAUUUUGCAACGGAAAAAUAGUUGGUGCCCAACAUUUCUCUGCAGCUGCCAUCGCGGCUGGAUUAUUCAACUCUACUGUUGAUUUUGCUUCUCCUCUGGAUGGUGAUGGACAUGGAAGCCACACGGCAGCAAUUGCAGCUGGAAAUAAUGGAAUACCUGUAAGGAUGCAUGGGUAUGAGUUUGGUAAAGCAAGUGGAAUGGCACCUCGUGCUAGAGUUGCAGUGUACAAAGCUAUAUAUAGGGGCUUUGGAGGAUUUGCUGCUGAUGUUGUGGCAGCCAUUGAGCAGGCUGUUAAGGAUGGUGUGGAUAUUAUAAAUCUUUCUGUUGGCCCUAAGGGUCCAACAGCUACCAGAACCACAUUUUUGAACCCCUUUGAUGCUGCACUUCUUUCUGCCGUAAAAGCAGGAGUGUUUGUUGUUCAGGCAGCUGGAAACGGGGGACCAUUUCCCAAAAGUAUGGUGUCUUUCGGUCCGUGGAUUACAUCUGUGGCUGCUGCAAUUGAUGAUAGGAGAUACCAAAACCAUUUGACUCUUGGCAAUGGAAAACUCCUUCCUGGAGUUGGUUUAUCCCCGGCAACACAGUGGAACCAGACUUUCAGCUUGAUUGCAGCAAAUGAUGCCAUGGUGAAUCCUUCUGAGUCUUUGUAUGGUCCUUCGGACUGUCAAAAGGCAGAAGUCCUAGACCGGAAGAUGGUGGAGGGAAGGAUACUUCUUUGUGGAUAUUCCAUUAAUUUUGUUAUGGGUAACUCAUCCAUUAGAAAAGUCUCACAAACAGCAAAAAGUCUUGGAGCAGUUGGAUUUGUUCUAGCAGUUGAAAGCUUUUCUCCAGAGGCAAAAUUUGAUCCCAUACCGGUUGGCAUCCCUGGAAUAGUCAUCACAGAUGUCAGCAAAUCAAUGGAUCUCAUACAAUAUUACAACAGCUCAACAGCAAGAGAUCAAUCUGGGCGUGCUACAAGUUUUCAAGCAACAGCUAGUAUUUUAGGUGAUCUGAUGCCUAGCUUCCAUAGAUCAGCACCACAAGUUGCUCUGUUCUCCUCACGAGGCCCUGAUGUAAAGGACUUUAGUCUUCAAGAUGCAGAUGUCCUUAAACCAGAUAUUCUUGCACCUGGUUCUCUUAUCUGGGCUGCAUGGACACCAAAUGGGACUGAUGAAGUCAACUACAUGGGAGAAGGUUUUGCUAUGAUCUCUGGGACCAGUAUGGCGGCUCCACAUAUUGCUGGAAUUGCAGCACUUAUAAAGCAGAAACAUCGUGAUUGGAGCCCUGCUGCUAUCAAGUCAGCAUUGAUGACAACAGCAAUCACAGUGGAUAGAGCUGGACAGCCCCUGCAAGCCCAGCAAUAUUCUGGAUUGGAAACUACGGUUUUGGCACCAGCCACCCCAUUUGACUGUGGAAGUGGGGCAGUUCAUCCCAGGGUUGCUCUUGAUCCAGGACUCAUCUUUGACACAGGUUACGAUGACUACAUUAAGUUUCUGUGCUCUGUCCCCGGUAUUGAUCCGCAUGAAGUACGCGAUAUCACAACCAAAAUAUGUAUCUCCAGCUUCAGCCAUCCUGCUGAUCUUAACACCCCUUCGAUCACCAUUUCUAGUCUCAAGGGCACCCAAACUGUAGUUAGAACAGUUAAAAACGUUGCAGGAGCAGAAACAUACACACUGACGAGCAGAAUGUCCCCAGAAAUUGCCAUGGAAGUCAGCCCGCCUGCUAUGACUUUGGAGUCCGGUGCAAACAAAACCUUUUCUGUUACCAUGACUGUUCGAUCAGUUACUGGUAAGUACGGUUUUGGGGAGAUUUUGAUGAAAGGAGACAGAGGACAUAAGGUAAGGAUCCCCGUGGCAGUCAUGGGUGUUGGACACUAGCUGAUCAAGAAUGUCUCGUUUAAGCUGAGCUACUGUUCCAAUACUUUGCGGCCUUAGCAACAAAAAAAACAUGCAGGAGGAUGUAUACUUGAUCCAGAAAGAGAGCGUUUUGUAAAUAUCGCAUGUUUAGACUGAAUGAAAAGUAUUUCACACCCAUCGGAAAAAGGAAGUUACUUUCACAACA
Nymphaea colorata (pocket water lily) is the source of this 2849-nucleotide messenger RNA. Its product is annotated as subtilisin-like protease SBT2.5. Gene Ontology annotation, biological process: proteolysis. Lineage: Eukaryota; Viridiplantae; Streptophyta; Magnoliopsida; Nymphaeales; Nymphaeaceae. The transcript is spliced from 11 exons. Gene Ontology annotation, molecular function: serine-type endopeptidase activity. Bases 212 to 2665 code for a protein of 817 amino acids. The record is from RefSeq and is a predicted model, not a curated record.